Molecule: messenger RNA, 3028 nt
Organism: Hordeum vulgare subsp. vulgare (domesticated barley)
Lineage: Eukaryota; Viridiplantae; Streptophyta; Magnoliopsida; Poales; Poaceae
Product: verprolin
Exons: 2
Coding region: 703-2685 (660 amino acids)
Source: RefSeq, a predicted model, not a curated record
CGUUACAUGUGUUCGGUCAGAUCGAGCAAGUUGUGUGCUUAAACAAAACACUCCAGGGCCCCCACGCGGCAGGAGAUCCAUUUUUUUGAAAAACAAAGGGUAGCGUUUAGUAUAGCAACGCAGAGAGCGACAGUCCAGCAUAGGUGCGUGCAUGCAUGCACGGGGCUCCGAUCGAGACCAGGAAUAAUCGCCAUCGGCGUUGCGUUGGUGCAUGGGCUGGCUGCAUGAUAACAACUUUCCCCUGUUCCGCUGUCUUCUCCGGCCAUCAUCCAUCCACCUCAAUCAAACCCCGUCCCCCGAUGCACAUCUCCAUCUCCAUCUCCAUCUCCAUCUCCAGCACUUCGAAUUUCUCGAUCCCGUCUGUGCUGAGCACCUGCUGCUGCUGUUCUCUGUUCUCUGCUCUGAAAUCGGGUUCCCCUCGCAUGACACUCUGCUCUCCAGUGGAACUCGGUACCACCACGAGUCUGAAAUCCCGGGGUUCCGGGUUUCCCGGUCUCAGUCACCCUCCUGUGCUCCUCCUACUCCUACUAGUAGCCAGCAUCAGUCGACCACUCUCACCUUAACUACGCCCACCUGACAGCCAUCGCCCUCUCCCCGUCUCAAACUUUCAAACCCCGGCUCUGUUCCCUCCCAGCACCACAGGCAAGCAACACCUCGUUGCACUCUUACCAUCAGUCAAUCGAGCUAGAUUGAUCCGAAGGGAUGAAGUGGUACUCGCGGAGCCGGUCGGUGCCGGCCACGCCGAGGGGCCUCCCGGCGGACGCCAUGGCCGGGAACCCCGGCCCGGGAUGCAUGUCCAUGGUGCACUACCUCAUCUUCGCCCCCGGCGCCGGCUGCGUCGGCCGCCCUCCCUCCUCCUCCUCCUCCAACGACUCCACCGCCGUCGUCUCCGGCUCCCACAAGCUCGGCUCUCCCUCUCCCGCCGCCCACGAGAAAGGGCUGGAGGCGCCGAGGAACAGCUUGGAGCUGGACGCCGACCAGCUCAGGGAUAUUCAGAUUGGCGUGCAGGUCGAGCCGGCGUUCGACGCGCUGGCGGUGGCCGGGAGGAGGAGCACCGGGAGCAGGGCCACCGCGCCGCCGUCCGAGGCCGGCACGCCGCGCACGCCCAGCCUCGUCGCCCGCCUCAUGGGCAUCGACGGCCUCCCCGACGACGCCUGCUCGCCGUCGCCGGGCCUCAGGAAGGGCAAUAACAAUCCCAGGGCCGCGGCGGCGGCCGUGAAGGAGAAGAAGAAGCGGGUCAUCCCGGAGUCCAUGAACCGGCAGCCGCUGCGGAGCCUCAGCUGCAAUGUUGGUGCCGGCGACGCCAGGUCGCUCCCGGACACGCCGCGCGCGUCCGCGUCCUCGGCCAGGACGGCCUCGGCGUGGGACGUGGUGGACCGGCCGCGGCUGUCGUUGCAGGUGCUGAAGGAGAACGUGCUCGACCGGGCGGCGCAGUACAUGUCCAUGCCCACGUCGCCGACGUCGGCGAAGAAGAAGAAGGAUAGGAAGGACAGGGACGCGGGAGGCCACCACCGGCGCGACGCCAAGGAGCACGCGCGCGAGAUCGUCAGGCAGGCCAAGGAGACCGUCACCAACCGCAAGUCCGGCGGCCAGAAGCCGACGACGGCGAGCGCGGCCGGCAACGACGACAAGGAGAACGCGGUUCCGUUUGCGGUGGAGGACAAGAAGAUGGUGGCGGUCCAAGUUCAAGCAACGGCAGGCUCCAUCGUCACACCGACCGCGCCGCUGCCGCCGCCGCCGAAAGCACAAGCCGAUCAGCAGCAGCCACACGCCCCGAGGCUUCCACCGCCCCCGCCGCCCAUGCGCGCGAAACCGUCGCGGCCACCCCCUCCGCCACCGCCACCGCCACCGGAUCAUCCAAUUCCAACGACGCCGACCAGAGCGGCGCCGCUGUCGCCGCAGGCCGUCCAGUGCAAGCGACCGCCGGACGGGUGCGAGCGCUUCGCGACGCGGGUCAAGAAGGCGCCAGCCGAGACGACGAUUGAAAAGGCGGCACCACCGUCGUCUCCCUCCGCAGUCGCAGGAGCCACCGCGCCGGCGGCGAGCUCGCACGCACGCGUCGUCGACCAGCACCACCGCCGCAGAUUACUUCCUCCCGUCGUCGCGUCCACAUCGCCGUCGUCGUCGUCCCUGGAGGACGACCCCGAGUACGGCUACCUGCGGACAGUGCUGGAGCGCGGCGGGUUCAUGCGGGCAAUGCCGCCGCCGAGCCGGCCGUUCAAGGGCCACUCCAUGUCGUCCCCGGUGGACCCGAUCGUGUUCCACCUCCUGGAGCUAGACCUCCCCGCAGACGACACCGACGACCGCCGCCAGGGCCCGCUCCGGCACCGGUGGAACCGGAAGCUCCUCUUCCACCUCGCGCAGGAGAUCCUCGCCGACCUCCUCCACCUCGACGGCAACGUCGCCGCCCCCGCAACAAGACCCCACGGACCAGCGCUGCUGUCGAAGGUGUGGAGCACGGUGAAGGCGUUCCCGGCGGCGGACUGCAGGGUGGUGGGCGACAUCGACGCGCUGGUGGCGAGGGACCUGAGCUCGGCGAGCGUGCGCGGGCUGGCGCGGCACCCGGCGGUGGCGGAGGAGGCCGGCGACGUGGCGGAGGACGUGGCGGAGCUGGUCCUGGACGCGCUCCUCAGGGAAUCUCUCCCUCCGUCCUGGUCGCGGUCGCCGUCACGUGCACCGAGGUAGCCGUUGGGGGCAGGCGGGUGACGCCGGGUGACGUCGCCGGAUCCCAACGGAAUCAGCGGGGGACGGCCGGGCGCUGACACCCAUGCGACCGUACCAACCGACCGACCGCCGCUGUCGCACCCUCAGAUCACUGUUGGACGGCCACGAUUACGACGGGUGGCAGAGGCUGCUGGCGUGCGUGCGCGUGGGUUUUACUGCUCCUGGUAGUACUUCUGCAUGAGUUAGUACUCCUGGAGUACUACAGUUAUUUUUUUCUCUGUUUUCUUUUUAAGAUUGCAGGUGUACAUAAUCGGUCUCAUCUUGUAAUUUCGUUCAACAGCAUCAUGAUACACUUUUCUUCUCA